Molecule: messenger RNA, 1794 nt
Organism: Anopheles marshallii
Lineage: Eukaryota; Metazoa; Arthropoda; Insecta; Diptera; Culicidae
Product: sodium-coupled monocarboxylate transporter 1-like
Exons: 7
Coding region: 1-1794 (597 amino acids)
Biological process (GO): sodium ion transport; transmembrane transport
Cellular component (GO): membrane
Molecular function (GO): symporter activity
Source: RefSeq, a predicted model, not a curated record
AUGGAUCCAAGUGCUACGGGUGGGGAAGGUGACGAUGGGACCUCGGCACCGGAGCAACGGCUGCUCUUUUCCGCGGUUGAUUAUGUCAUCUUCUUCUCAAUGCUCGGUAUGUCGGCACUGAUCGGUGUGUACUAUGGAUUCUUUGCCAAGCAGAAGCAAAACAACACGGCCGAAUAUCUGCUCGGUAGCAAGCAGAUGAAGGUGUUUCCGGUUGCCAUGUCGCUGACAGCGACCCAUAUCUCAGCUAUCACGAUGCUUGGUGUACCGGCGGAGAUGUACAAGUACGGCAUACAGUACUGGGCCUGUUCAAUAUCGGGCCUGAUCGUGACCAUCUUCAUGGUGUACGUCUUUUUGCCCGUGUUCCACGAGCUGCAAACAGUCUCCUGCUAUAGCUACAUUGAGCAACGAUUCGACAAACGGACCCGCACGUUAGCCAGCGGUCUCUUCAUGUUCUACUGCCUACUGAACACACCCGUUAUCAUCUAUGCGCCUGCCAUUGCCUUCAGCCAAGUCACCGGUAUCAAUGUGCACAUCAUUACGCCGAUGAUUUGCUGUAUCUGCAUUUUCUACACAACAUUCGGUGGCAUACGGGCGGUAAUAUGGACGGACACGCUACAGUUCGGGGCCAUGCUGUGUGCGCUGUUCGUCGUAAUGACACUCGGGACCUUGCAGCUCGGUGGAGUGAUCAACGUGUUUCGACUAGCGGAGGCUGGUGGUCGUUUGAUAUGGUUUAAUAUGGAUCCUGAUCCUUACCUUCGUACCUCGUUCUGGCUAGUGUCGGUGGGUUUAACCUCGAUGUGGAUAUCAAACAUCGGAGUAACGCCAGAGUGUGUACAGCGCUUCUUAACCAUACCGGACAUGUCAGGCGCCAAGAAGGCAGUUUGGAUCUUCGGCGUUGGCCACAUCCUCGUAAAACUGUUCUCCGUCUACAACGGUUUACUGAUCUUCGGCAAGUACCAUGACUGCGACCCUAUCCACGAGGGCACGGUACAGAAGUACGAUCAGAUUUUCGCGUACUAUGUGCUGGACGUUGCACGGCACAUACCCGGCCUGCCGGGUCUAUUUGUGGUGGGUAUCUUCUCGGCCGCCCUAUCCUCAAUGUCUACCAGCAUGAACACACUGUCCGGCACACUAUUCGAGGACUUCAUUCGACCACGAUUCGCUCUCAAGGACAAAACAGCCAGCACGGUGGUUAAAGCCAUGGUGAUGACGAUCGGUGUGAUCUGCCUGUUGCUGGUGUUUGUCGUUGAACAGCUGGGCAGUAUCUUCAGCCUGGCCAUAUCCGUGUCCGGCGUUACCUCCGGUACGAUGCUAGGUAUCUUCUUCCUUGGCAUGUUCUCGCCGCACAUUAACGGACGAGGUGCUUUCUGGGGUGCGAUCGUAUCGUUGAUAUCACUCAGUGCAAUUGCUGUCGGAGCUCAGCUAGAGAUACUCGGGGGACAUCUGAAGUAUGAGAGCUUACCCUUCCGGUACGAUGGCUGCAGUGGAUUCAACGCAACAGGUGUGGAAACAAGCACCUUCUAUCGCGAUGCGGCAGGACACGACAACUCCGAGGUGCCGUGGGUAUUUCGCAUUGGUUUCAUGUACUACUCACUGCUCGGUACAAUCAUCGUCAUCGUUGUAGGCAUCGUGGUAAGCUACGCAACUGGGGGACAGAAAGAACGAGUGCCGCUUAACCUGCUCACUCCAUGGGUGCGGCCACUGUACCGCACACUAGACUACACACCCGAAAAAGGCGAAUACAAACUAACGCGAAGUUGUGAAAUGACGGAUAUAGAGAAAAUCCCUAAAUGA